Myxocyprinus asiaticus (Chinese sucker) is the source of this 5525-nucleotide messenger RNA. It is a transcript of the gene arhgap11a, whose product is annotated as Rho GTPase activating protein 11A. The transcript has 12 exons. The record is from RefSeq and is a predicted model, not a curated record. NCBI's taxonomy places the organism in Eukaryota, Metazoa, Chordata, Actinopteri, Cypriniformes, Catostomidae. Gene Ontology annotation, biological process: signal transduction. Bases 335 to 3196 code for a protein of 953 amino acids.
UCCAGCUGCCGUUGUAAAGACGCACAGACAUAAACAUUCGAUUUACAUGCGAUAUUCAGAUAUUUACACGGUUAUUAUGAUGUAAACAUGAUGUUUAAUCGCAACAGAGCCUGCAUAUGAAAUGUUAGUCAUGUUUGGUGACUUUAAUCGGGUGUUUUUUUAUUGAAAUCUGUGAGGCGGAACUGAGAAUAUUAUAAUAACCACCAGAGUUUGUGUACUCAACACAUUGUUUAUACGCAUAGUUCGCUUAUUUUUACAUUUCAAACACUGUUUUGGCACGUGUCUCUUCAUAUUUUGAUUUUUGAGUAGUUUAAAAGGAUUUUAAGAGGCAGUAAUGAAGGUUUUAGAGAGAAAUGUGGUUCGUCUCGCGGUCGUUCAGCAUCUUCGUUCCGUUUAUGGAAUAAAAAUAAAAAACUGGAAUAAAAACAGGAACAAACAGACAUCAGUGAACACGGUGAGGGUGUUUGGGGUUGCACUAGAAAGUCUGCCACACUGUCAUGUGCUGGACUAUGGAGACAUACCCUGCUUUAUUGUAGAUGUUUGUACAAGCCUCAUGGAGCAUUUGGACACAGAGGGCCUCUUCAGAAAAUCAGGCUCUGUUGUUCGGGUCAAGAUCCUCAGGGGCAAACUGGACCAGGGUGAGGACUGUCUGGACACUGCUCCGCCGCUGGACAUCGCUGGACUUCUGAAACAGUUUUUCAGGGAGCUUCCCGAGCCGGUUCUGACCGUAGAUCUGCACAGCGCUUUCCUGAAGGCCCAGGAGCUGCCCACCGAAGAGGAGAGGACCUCAACCACGGUUCUGCUGUCCUGUGUGCUGCCCCACAGGAACCUAAACACACUGCGGUAUUUCUGCAGUUUCCUGAAGAACGUCUCUCAACGCUGUGCUGAGAAUAAGAUGGACAGCAGUAAUCUCUCUGUCAUCUUUGCACCGAAUCUCUUUCACUGUGGUGACGUCACAGAGAAACUGAGCAGCAGCACAGAGAAGAGACUCAAGCAUCAGACUGCAGCUGUGCAGUGUCUCAUAGACAACGCACAACUCUUAGGUGUUGUUCCUCAGUUCCUGAUGGAGAAGGUUCCAGCCAUGUUGGGUUGUGAUGCUGGGAUGUUCUCACCAUCUACAGUGUCUCUAGAGGAGAGCAGUACUCACUCUGACCUGAAGAAAAGCAACAGACGCAGUUUAGGAGAUGUGGUAAAUGGAGCUCUGAAUAAGUUUAAAACUAGUAGAACACCAACACGUACUCCUCAGUCUGAUGGAGCAGUGUUCUCCACAGCGACUCCAGUCAUCAUGACUCCAAACACGAAGCGUAAACUUCCUGUGGAGUCGGCACAGACUCAAGGGUUCUCCAACAAGAAACGUAGGUCUAUCAAGAAGAACCUCGGCCUGGAGCUGCUGCCAAACGCUCUGUUUGGAGGAACAUCUACACCAGGAUCAGCACACAGUGCAGCAGGGGUUCUGGACUCGUCUCACAAUGGUUUACUGUCUUCUGUGGGCAGAAACUCUCGUCUGUCCAGCAGUUCAGCGAGGAGGAAGAGCAAACGACUGAGAGAUCGUAGUGUGAGCAGAGUUGAAUCAGGGAAAGCAGGCUGUUUCUCUCCCAGAGUCCAUAAGAAAGAACCCGUGAGAAAAUCUCUGCGUCUGCGCUUCAGUCUGGGCAAAUCCAGCCGAGAGUCUAACAUCAUUACACAUUCACAACUGGGGCCAAAGGGGUCAGAGGUCAUAGGGUGGCGCCUAGCAACACAAGAGAGCUGCACCGGUUUUAACUUCACCUCAGAGUCUGCAUUUAGUCCGGCUGUUUUAAACAAGAGUCCCUCAAAAGGCUCCAAGUUUAUCAGUAAAUCUGAGGAUAACCUGCUGACGCCUCAGUGUGAUUCAAUAAACCACAGGAGCUUGUGGAGUAGAGACACUCCUGAUGUAGCUCCGACCUUCACAACAGAUUCAUUUUCUGACACACCCUUGAGCAUCUAUCCGAAGAGCAUCUGCCGCUCUGAGCCCGCCAUUGUAGUGAGCAAACCGCCCAUAGUCGGCAUUAUUCCCAAAACCCUUUGCUGUGCCUCGAGCGAGAGCAGCGGCUCGGACUCAUUCAGCGAGGAGCGAUCUCACACUGGGCCGACUCUACUGAAAAUUAAACAAGCUUUCGGCGAGUCUGGCAGUGAUCUUCAGAGCAUCAUUAAAGACCAGAGCGAAAAUCCCAAGGACAAACCACAAGACAACCUUGGUGCAAUGUCUGAGGCGGUUUCUUCUGAGGUGACCACAGAAACCUCACACAAAUCAAUGGAAAGUUCUAGAAAAUGCAUGGCGGAGGAUCACAAUGUGACGUUUGGGCAGCUUGAGAUGAUUCCUUUGUCGCCUCUACACAUAGACAGCGCUCUUUUUGAUACUGAACCCAAAGAGCUGGUGGAGAUCACCAACAACGGCUCUCUUUGUCUUAAAAAUGAAGACAGAGGUUUCUUAAAAGAGGCCACGGCUUGUUCUGGAGAUUGCAGUCAACUCAUCGAUGCUUUAGACAUCCAAAGUCCUGUGGCCUUCAGACUGGACACGUCCAUCAGGGUUCAAUCAACCCCAUACCCAGCAAGAGCGCAAGCGAAAAUCAAUACGCCCCUGCCAAGUGAAUUUAAAGAGUCUGCAUUGGGCGACUACGCCGAUUGUCCUCAAAAUCAAGAAGACAAGCCGCAGAACUCUCCUAAUGCCGUCGAAAUGCACCGAAUGAAAGUUGCUGAUCAGAUUAAACUUUUCAACACGAUGACACUCGAUUCACCCAAAGCCAAAGUGGUCCGAUCUCCUCUGAAGUUCCAGCGUACACCCGUUCGGCAGUCUGUGAGGAGGAUAAACUCUUUGCUUGGAGACAGGAAAGACAUCAGGAUGGGCUGGUGUGCCAGUCAAAGCAUGCCGAAGUCCGUGAGUUUAGAGAGGGGUUUGUGCACUCGACAGACUCAAACCACAUUGUCAAAACCCAAACCUCCAGUUCCUCCCAAAAAACACUACACUGUCAAACAUACCGCACUAGAAGACGUCACGAAUACGGUGUCAAAAGCAAACCAUGAUGCCCUCUCUGCAAAUAAGAGUGCUGCAACUGAAUAUCCCAAGUCUGUCUGUCUUCAACUAGCAGAACAAGAUUCAAGUCGCUAUCGAGGUUCUCCUAAAAACCCGCUUACAGAUGGAAAACUUCUGUCAGUGAUGAAACCCAUCGACCUGUAGUACAGGUCACCAUCAAGUUAAAUAAUGUCUUCUGCGGGUGCUUUCGUAAUUUGAAACUCAUGUAUUCAGGGGUCUUAAUUUAUUUUACUAGAGAGAGCAUUGAUUGUUUGAAAGGUAAAGAGCCCUUUACAGGACAAGGAAUUUAUUUUCUGAACUAGUUUGCGUUCCCUCACAAUUAUUUUGUGUUCCCUUUCAAUACCUUUAUCCAUUCCUUACAAAAUGUAACCAUGGUUUUGUAGUAAAACCACAGUAACCACAAAGUUUACCAUGGUUAUACCACAGAAACUAUAGUUAAAUUAUGGUAUAUAUUGUAAAACAAUAUUUACCAUGGUUUUACUACAGUUAAUAUUCCAUGGUUUUUAAAACCACAAAAAUGGUUGCUUCAGUCAAGGUUACUGCAGUUUUGGUUAAUUUUCAUAUGGGCUUGUUUAUUGGUGGAAAUGGUUUAAACAAAAUGCUACUUGUACUACAAAUGAUCCUUGGUGUUGCUAUAGUAGAACUGUAGUAAACAUGUUUUGUGGCAGAACUAUUUAUUUUUAUUACUAUAGUUUUGGUUUUCCUGUAUAUUGUAAAUGGUCAAAUUUGUCAUUAUGGUUUAACAAACACCAUAGUUUAAUUAUUAAAACCAUGGUUAAUUUCUGUAAGGGAUGGAUAAAGCUAUUGCAAGGGAACCCAAAAUAAUUGCGAGGGAACGCAGAACUAUUUGUGAGGGUAUGCAAACUAUUCCUCUCCGUAAAGAGGUGCAUGAUGUGAUUGGUUGAUAAGAAAACGUAUUUUUUUUAAACUUGUUUUUUUCCUAUUUUCAGCUUGAUCAUUCCAUCAGUUGUUUUGGAUUUCAGGCUCACCAUAGUUUGGCUCAAGUCAUAUAUACGAGACACAAAUGUAUGAGCGGCAAAGACUUUCUGCACUUUGUCUUAAAAUAUACUCUGUUGUUUGAGUAUCUGGUAGUUUUGAAAGUGAAAAGACGAGUCGGUGAAAGUGUGAAGUGUGUUAUUGAUGCAAGAAUAGUUCAUGGCUGUAUUUGGAGUAAAAAUGGAUGUCUGUACGUUAGAUUGGAAAAGGUUGGUUAUUAGGGAAGUGUCUUAUUUCGUUUUUUAUUUAUAUUUUAUUCAAAACUUGUUAAGGCCUUAUAAAAAAAGAACCUUCUCACGGAAAUGUGUGAAUAUAUCAAACAGUAUUAUAGUCUUAUGUCAUAUCCUCAAUGCUAUAAUUAUUUUCAUUCAUUUGUUACUGGAUAUGAAGUUGCCAAACUAAACUUUUUGUUUUGUUAAAUUGCUGUUUUGGAGUUGCUUUCUUCACCACCUGGUGGCGCACUUUGUUUUUACAGGGCUGCAAUUUGGUGUUAAAUUUAAUGGUCUACACUUACAUCACAUUAUUAAAUGUUUGACUGUUAUAUGAACAGCAAAUACAACAGAAUGGAUUUAAUGUGUUGUUUGACUGUCACUUACAACAGACACAUGUAACAUGUAUAAUGCGCCUGCAGGUAUGAAAUGUUAAAUUACCACAGACAACAUGCUUAUUAACACAUAAAGGCCAUGGAAGUGAAAAGUGAUGUGCUUUUAAUCCACACAUGUUAAAAUCUACGAAUGGCAGUAAAGCAGAGAUAACCUGAGCUAAAUGUAAUCCAGGGACAAGUUUGACCUAAGUGUGCAUUGAUUUGCAUAAAAACAUUGUGUCAAAUGAAGUUAUUGGGUUCAUAGGAUGAACUGACAAAGUGUACUUUUACACAAUUGAACUAGACCUCCUUAAUGCAUACUUGUCACAAGGAGAAGCUGCUUAAAAAAUUACCUCUGACCCCAUGCUCAAGUAAUUCCAACCCAUGCACAUUUUAGUUUGAUGUUUCGGUACCUAUAAUAUAAAUGAAGAUCUGAAAUAAAAUGCUGUCUUCUCACCUUAUAGGGUUAAUCGCAGCUUAUUAGACUGGCAGUCUUAAAUAAAAGAACAAAUCAAAGGAAAACUGCAAACAUGACACAUUCGCACACAGCUGUGAUCGAGACGUCAGAAAUACACUUCAUUAAUGGCUUAAUGUAGAAGCUGUAAAAAAUCCUUAAAACAGUCUCAAUGAUAGAUUAGAUUUAGACAGGUCUACUGUAAUCACAGGCCGUGAUAUAUACAGUUUCAAAUGUGUCUUCUGUAUUAACUUGAAGAAAAGUGACAGCAGCUGUCAGUUAAUUAAAGGGACAGUUCACCCCAAAAUGUAAAUUGUCUCAUCAUUUACUCACCCUCAUGCCAUCUCAGAUGUGUAUGACUUUCUUUCUUCUGCUGAACACAAAUGAAGAUUUUUAGAAGAAUAUUUCAGCUCUGUAUGUUCAUACAAUGCAAGUGAAUG